AUGCAAUUAUUAGCUUUGAGAUCUGUCGAAACCAAUGAAUUGGUUGAAAAUAUUGAGCCACAAUCCACAAAUACAACCGUUAGAGAAAAUAUGGAUUCACGGUCUCAUAUAUCUAAAAAUACCACAAAACAAAAUGAACAAAGUUCAGAUGUUUCAUCUCCUUCAAUUAAAAAUCAUUCACCUGAAAGUUUUUAUAACCAACAAUUAUUAAUGUCUAAUGAUCUACAAUCUUCUUCGGACAGAAGCCAUUCGCCUGAAAGUAUUCAUGACCAAUUUGACGUCGCACCAUCUCUUUUAAACAGAAGCUAUUCAACUAAAAGUACUAAUGAACAACGAUUAUCAAAUUCGACCAACGUCGCAUCAUCUUCUUUAAUUAGAAGAAAUUCAUUCGAAGAAGCCUACGAUCAGCAACCUUUAGUAUCAACAGCGAUUACCUCAUCUUCUCUAAUUAGACCAUUUAAAAAUGAUCUUGAUGUUUGUCUAUAUUUGGUGCAGCAUCCACAACUUAUUGAUUUGGCUUUAGACAUGAUAAAAGCAGGUGGUCAAGGAUCCAUAGUUACUCGAGGAAAGGCCAAUAAAUUCAAUGUGCUUCCAGAUAAG
Messenger RNA from Racocetra fulgida, 600 nucleotides. NCBI's taxonomy places the organism in Eukaryota, Fungi, Glomeromycota, Glomeromycetes, Diversisporales, Gigasporaceae. The record is from the annotation of a GenBank genome assembly.